Messenger RNA from Anguilla rostrata (American eel), 3720 nucleotides. RefSeq names its product testis expressed 11 (gene tex11). Gene Ontology annotation, molecular function: protein binding. The transcript has 29 exons. Lineage: Eukaryota; Metazoa; Chordata; Actinopteri; Anguilliformes; Anguillidae. Gene Ontology annotation, biological process: meiotic cell cycle. Bases 266 to 3025 code for a protein of 919 amino acids. The record is from RefSeq and is a predicted model, not a curated record.
CGAAUCCUUUUGAAAACAGUGACUUUAGCUUCUGCGCGUGGCAAUGUGACUAUAAAAUUGACACUGGUAGCUCGGUGGUUAGCCUAACUAGCUAAUCAAUUGAUUGUGGCUUGGACGACGUGUCCAGCAAGUUUAACUUCAAAUUCAAACUCAUUCAGGCUCUCUUUGAUAUUUAAAUUAGAAAGCUAUUUAUAGUUAUAGCUAUAGUUGUAGCUAUUCGAGCUAUUGAUAGUUUGCUCGAUAAUUUCGAGUUCUUUCUUAAACAAUGGAAUGUUUUGUCGCUAACAUCAAAGAUUCCACUGAUAAGCUGGUACAGAAACAAAUGCCAGAGGAUGCAGACGAAGUCAUCGAACAGCUGUUUAAUGACACGAGAAAUCUGGAGAGCCACUGUUUCUCCACUCUGUUUGAACAGCAGCAGAUGGAAGACUGUGCCAUACAGUUGUGGAACUGGGCAGUAACAAAACAUGUGGGAUCGGCCAUUAAUGAACUCCAGAAAGCAAAAGUUCGUGAUGUGGCUUGCAGAUUGCUGUGUGCGUCCGAGCCUCAGGACCCGCCAGAGAGUGCUGUACGCAGACAGAUCUUGAUGGCCUCCAAGACCGGUAGAACCUGGCUUGACUGUAGAAAUCCAAAGUUUGCCGAUGACCUUUUCUGUCUUGCUGUUAAAAGCCUGGAGACCCUGUACAGCAGACUCACGGCUCGUGGUGACGACAGGGGAGAUAUCAACAUUCCCAAAGGAGAUGUUGAGAAGGACCUGUUUCGCGUUCUGUCCUACCAGGCGGAAUCGGCACUGGCUCAGGAGAACCACCCAGAGGCCGUGUUCUGUGUGCAGCGCUGCAGGGACAUGCUGCUGCGUCUGCCCAAAGAGACUGGCUAUCUCUCUCUUAUGUGCUAUAACUUUGGAGUCGAUGCCUACAAUCUAAAAAAGUACGAAGAAAGUUCAUAUUGGUUGAGCCAGAGUUAUGACAUUGGAAAGAUGAAUGAGAAGUAUUCCCCUGGGGCUGUAGUGCGAGCAAAAAUCUUAAGGCUUCUAGCAACUGUCUACUUAGAGUGGGGCUGUGACGACUUCCAGGAAAAGGCCCUCAAUGCAGUCAGCUUAGCAAAUCAGGCGAGUGUGCACCCCUCAGGGUUCCUCCUGAAGACCCGUGUAUUACUGAGGUGCAAAGCCCAGGAUGAGCUUGUCAGAGCUGCAGUAGCACAGCUCCUUGAGUCUGAGGUUCCUCUUGACGUGUGCUUGAGCACGGUGAAGCUGCUUAUGGAAGAAGACAGGGAGGCUCUUGCCUUUGAGUUCCUGAAGCGGGUGUGCCAGCGCUUUGAGUCGUCCUCAGAGCUGGGGAGCGCGCUCGUCCUGCACAUCCAGCUCCUCCUGCAGCGGGGCAAGGAGCUCCUGGCCAGGCAGAAGAUUGAGGAUGUGAUCACAGGGCACUACACAGGCAAACCGCUGUCUCAUCAGACUCUCAGCAGCCUGCAUGUGCUUCUCUGGGACAGGGCAUCCCAAAACUUUGAGGCAAAAAACUAUUCGGAAGCCCUGGAGUGGUAUAACUACUCCCUGAGCUUCUACACAGCGGGACAGAUGGAGCCGAAUCUGGCCAAGCUACAGAGGAACCGGGGCUCCUGCUUCCUGCACCUGGGCCAGCUGGAGAAGGCCCGGGAAGCAAUAAAGGAGGCCGAGAGAUGUGACCCAGACAGCAUAUUCACGCAGUUCAGCGUCUACAAGAUCGCCGUUCUGGAGAGCGACGAGGAGAGGGCUGCAGGGGCCGUGAAGGCGAUCGGCAGGCUGGCCGAGGGUCCCGUGAGAAGCGAGGACCGACUCCUGCAGGCCCAGAACGCCGCCUCGGGCCUCCUCAGUCUGGCCGCGCAGAUCGCCCUGGAGCAUGACCAGCAGACCAUAGCUAAAAAGGCUCUGGAGGGCCUGUGUGAACACUCUCAGGACGGGGCGCAGGUUCUCACAGGCCUCAGAUGUUUGGUGCGGCUGGUGCUCCCUGCAGUGGAAACGGCUCGGGAGGAAGAGAGAGAUGCGAGUUUGGAUGCUCUCAGGUCAUAUCUGAAGAUGGCGCUACAGAGAGUGUCUCAGCCCAGCGCCAAGCCUGGACCCAGCCUGGGCCUGGAGAAGCAUGCUGAGGAGGCGAACUGGUUCAGGAAGAUCGCCUGGAACUUGGCCCUGCAGUGUGAGAACAGCCCGGACAGAAUGAGGGAUUUCUUUGUGCUGUCCUACCAGCUGUCCCAGUUCUGCCUGCCAGACAGGGCCGUGCUCAUGGGACAGAAGACCUGCCUCCUGAUGGCCACCGCAGCCUGCCUGGAGCUGUGCAGGAAGUCUCCCGUCUCCACGCAACAGGCAGAGCAGCUCACCGAAGCAUUGGAGCAUAUUCAGAUCUGCUGGGAGGUGUGGAAAGCUCUCAAAGCUUCAGGGGAUGUGUCCAAGGACCAGACGGAGACCCUGCUGCUCCUGUACGAGUUUGAGGCUCGAGCCAAGCUGAACGACCCCAAGCUGGAGUCUGUGCUGGAGUCAGUGCUGGAGCUGGAUACUGUGGAGCCCAAGACCCUGGAGACCAUUGCAGGCCUGGCCAUGGAGCCUCCGGCCCACUUCCCGCUGGUGUGUAAGAAGGCCCUGAGGAUAGCGCUGUCCCUGCAUAAGAAGCAGCCCCAGCCCGACCUGCUGCGCUGCAGCCAGUGCCUGCACAGCCUGAUCCAGCUGUCCCUGCCCACCGGGGUGUCGGAGGUGGAGCCGCGCGCGCUGGAGGAGGUGUGGGGCUUCUACCAGGAGGCCCUCUCCGUCAUUGGCCUGGCGCCGGAGGAGUUCCCCGAGCUGGAGAUCCUGUGGCUGCUGACGCGGGCCUGGAACACGGGCAUCCUGCUGUACAGCCUGGCGCAGUACGGCGGGGCUGAGCGCUGGUGCGGCCUGGCCAUGAGCUUCCUGUGCCACCUGGGCUCCCUGCAGGAGAGCUACCAGACCCAGAUGUCAGGUCUCUAUGGUGAAGUUUUGGACAAACUGGACAAAGCCAAGAGAAAUCUCAUCAUGGAGGAGUGACGCUAUCAUACCGAUCUCUGUUCCACUCGGACAGGAGAACCGUUAAACCAUUCUCACGGGAGCAAAUCAGAGUUUUAUGUCCUGCUCCAACUUUCCAUUCAGCUACGAUCAUCUCACUCAGUUUUUCACGUUACAUUUACGUGCUUGCUCAGCCAGUCAGUUCCCACUUUAAAGACUGAAGAUGGAAGUCUUUUGAGGAACUGUUAGAUUUAAUUUGAAUGCUUCUAAUGCUUUUUAAUUCAUUCAAAAGUAUGUAAAAAGUAUGUAAAAUCUUUGCAUUAGUUUGACAGGAAGCCUCAUGAAACGCUGCCUUUUAAUGGGGUAUUUUCUCAUAUUUUUGAGAUGUACUACUGGAAACUUCAUGGAACUGUAAAUACUGUGACGUACUCAACCUAGUAUUAGCCAUCCACUAAUGGAUUACUUGUAAAAAGGAAAGUGGUGUUUACUGCUUAAUUUGCUUAAAGCAUAAUUCAUCCUGUUUUGUUCAUGUGCAUUUCAACAUUUUUGGCAAUUUUAAGUUUAUUUGGGGCAUGGCAUUGAAAAUGUUACAGUUACCAAUAAAAGACAGUAAAGAUUUAAAAGAAAAUGAGCUUUAUCACUCCUAAAUAGCUUUUACUUGUAUCCCCCUCACCUAUCCUAUACCAAAAUGAUAUGCUCUCUCAGCACAAAUAAAAGAAAAGCACUUUUGGCUCAGA